Molecule: messenger RNA, 966 nt
Organism: Polypterus senegalus (gray bichir)
Lineage: Eukaryota; Metazoa; Chordata; Cladistia; Polypteriformes; Polypteridae
Product: olfactory receptor 6N2-like
Exons: 1
Coding region: 1-966 (321 amino acids)
Biological process (GO): G protein-coupled receptor signaling pathway
Cellular component (GO): membrane
Molecular function (GO): olfactory receptor activity; G protein-coupled receptor activity
Source: RefSeq, a predicted model, not a curated record
AUGAACACCAUAAAUGACACUGAAACAUCAGUCCAAGAGUUCAUCAUUACUGGUUUCCCUAAAUUAACUGACCAAGAAAGCCGAACAAUCCUUUUUGUUGUCUUCUUGGCAGUCUAUUUUUUCAUUCUGCUUGGCAACAUUCUGUUGAUCAUAAUAUUUAUUUCAAAUAGAAAUCUCCAUACUCCUAUGUAUUUAUUGAUUUGUGGUCUUUCCAUUUUAGAUAUUGUCAUAACUACUAACACUCUACCCAGUAUGUUGGUUGUGUUCAGCUUCGGAUCGAGAGUUGCACCGUUUGCAGCUUGCUUCCUCCAGACGACUUUCUGGUUGAGUCUGUUUUCAACCGAGUCAUUCCUCCUCACCCUUAUGGCUUAUGAUCGCUACAUAGCCAUCUGUAAUCCUUUGCAAUAUUCCACUAUAAUGAGCAACAGCCGUGUCUUGAAAAUGAUCGCUUGCUGCUGGGUGGCAGGGUUUCUGUGUUCAGCACCAAGUGUGAUUCUUGCUCUUAACUUCCCAUUCUGUGGUCCCAAUAAAGUCAUUCACGUCUUUUGUGAUUAUUCGUCAGUGUUGGUAUUGGCCUGUGGAAAUAUCUUAAUAACAAGUUUUCUUGGACUUUCUAUUGGCUUGAGUGUUUUGAUUUUCCCUUUGACUUUUAUCUUGUUUUCAUAUGUGAGAAUCAUGUUUUCAGUGAUCAAGAUUGCCACUUCUGAGGGACGUCUGAAGGCCUUUUACACAUGUGGUACACACUUUCUCGUCAUUUUGGUCUUUUUCCUUGUUGCUGGUGGAGUUUUUAUUUCGUACCGAAUUCCAGGAACAUCUGUGGAUAUGAGAAUUAUGGGGUCGAUAUUUCAGAAUGUAUUUCCAGCCCUGAUGAACCCAGUCAUUUACUGUUUGAGAACUAAAGAGAUUAGAGACAGCCUUGUGAAAAUGCUCAAAAAGAGGAGAGUGUUACCAAACAGAAAGUCUUAA